Molecule: messenger RNA, 673 nt
Organism: Cucumis melo (muskmelon)
Lineage: Eukaryota; Viridiplantae; Streptophyta; Magnoliopsida; Cucurbitales; Cucurbitaceae
Exons: 3
Coding region: 33-551 (172 amino acids)
Source: RefSeq, a predicted model, not a curated record
UAGUCAUUAUGUCAUAUUGACGAUCAAAUUUUAUGGAGACGGACGAUAUGUUCCUCCAGUUUGAGGAGGAUUUAGAUAACAUUGCGGGAGGGUCGUCAUCUGUGGGCGACAAUACGGGGUCUUCUUCUCAACAAACAACUCCGACUCCUAGGAGACGUGCGCAGUCUCGACUCUUGGAGUUAGAGCGCCACGUUGCAAUAAAUGGGCGCAUUCCGAUGACGAUCGUCCCUGGAGCGGAGAAGCCUAUUUCUCCACACGCCGUUCGCUUCAGCCAGGCGAUAGGCGUGUGCCUGCGAAAGACAUUUCCCGUCCGCUGUCUUAAGUGGGCGGACGUUGGGAGAGAAUACAUUGAGGUCGUCAAGGGCGACCUCCAGCGAUUAUUUGUGCUUGAUUUCAAUGAUCAAGCAAUGAACAGGUUUGUUGAGCAUCAGAUGCUCACGACCUUUAAAGAGUUCCGAGCCGACUGUCAUAGACAUUUCAAAAAGUACAGCGACCUAGAGGAGGCUCGUGUCAACCCACCAAACGCAUUGGUUGGACGUGAUGAGGAUUGACACUUCCUCUGCGACCAUUAUAUCAGCCGUGCAUUCCAGGUAUUUGUCAUGAUUAAUUAUGAUAACAAGUUUUAAUAUGUAUAAGAAAUAAACAAUAUAAUUGUUUUAAUGCAGGAGCAAUC